Cucumis melo (muskmelon) is the source of this 3630-nucleotide messenger RNA. Its product is annotated as probable LRR receptor-like serine/threonine-protein kinase At1g53430. NCBI's taxonomy places the organism in Eukaryota, Viridiplantae, Streptophyta, Magnoliopsida, Cucurbitales, Cucurbitaceae. Gene Ontology annotation, biological process: protein phosphorylation. The transcript is spliced from 24 exons. Gene Ontology annotation, molecular function: ATP binding; protein kinase activity; protein binding. The record is from RefSeq and is a predicted model, not a curated record. The coding region runs from base 313 to 3402 and encodes 1029 amino acids.
ACAUACCCCACAGUUUUUUUUCUUUAUUUUAUUUUAUUUUACUCUUCUUCUUCCUCCAAUUUGAAGCCAUGGAAAUUUUGCAGAAACACAGUUGGUUUCCUUUUCUGAGUUGAUUUUCUGAUCCCUUAAUUCAUUCUCUCUCUUUUACUUCUCAACUACACUCUUCCUCACUUUCAAUCCCUUCGUUUGUUGUUCACCUUUCCCCUUCAGUUCAAACAAAACUCCCACUCCCACUCCCUCUCCCUCUCCCUCUCCCUCUCCCUCUCCCUCUCCCUCUCCCUCUUCUUCUUCUUCUACCACUUGCGCCUCUAUAUGGAUUUUCCAGGUUCUCUAUUGAUCAGAAUUCUCGCCUUUUUUCUUCUGUGGAUUUUGCUGUUCCAGGGAUUUGGAUCCGACGCUCAGCUUUUGCCUCAAUCCGAAGUAAAAAUUCUUCAAACAAUAUCUUCAAAACUAGAGAACUUAAGCUGGAAUGUAACUCGGAGUUCUUGCAUUCGAGGUGAAGGCUUUUCCAAUCAAGCUUUUCAGGGGAACCAAAUCUUGAGGAAUAUCUCAUGCAAUUGUACUUCCACUCUUUGUCAUGUGACAAUUGUCCUGCUUAAGGGUCUCAAUCUAACAGGAACUUUUCCAGCUGAAUUUGGUAAUCUUACUCAUCUGCAGGAACUUGAUCUUACUCGCAACCAUAUUAAUGGCCAGCUACCCAGUAGCCUUGCCAAUGCUCCUCUUGUCAAACUUUCUCUCUUGGGAAACAGGCUAAAUGGUUCAAUUCCCAAGGAAAUUGGUGACAUUGGCACCCUCGAAGAGCUGGUCUUGGAAGACAACCAGCUAACUGGAAGUCUACCUGCCAGCCUUGGAAAUCUGAACGGUUUGAAAAGACUGCUUCUGUCUGCAAACAACUUCACAGGAAAAAUACCAGACUCAUUUGGAAAAUUAACGAACUUGGUUGAUUUUAGAGUAGAUGGGAAUGGACUGUCUGGAAAGAUUCCUGAAUUUAUUGGGAAUUGGAUCAACCUUGACAGACUGGAUAUGCAAGGAACAUCGAUGGAAAAUCCCAUUCCUUCUACAAUAUCUCAACUGAAGAACCUGACUCAAUUGAGGAUAUCUGACUUGAAGGGAUCCUUUAUAAGUUUCCCCAAUUUGACAGAUAUGAUAAACAUGGAAGAAUUGGUCCUGAGGAACUGUUUAAUUAACGAUUCGAUCCCUGAGUAUAUUGGAGAAAUGAACAAAUUAUCUACUCUGGAUCUAAGCUUCAACCAUUUAAAUGGUGAAAUUCCUGAUACAUUUCAGAAUCUGAUGAAGAAAAAGAUAGACUUCAUGUUUCUGACAAACAACUCACUGAGUGGUGAAGUGCCCGGUUGGAUCUUGAGGAGCAAAAAGAACAUAGAUUUGUCUUACAACAAUUUUUCGGGGUCCACUCUUGCUAGUUGCCAACAAUCACCUGUGAACUUGAUUGCAAGUUACCCACCCGCCACAAAUCAUCAAGUUCCUUGGUGCCUCAAGAAAGACCUUCCAUGCUCGGGAGAAGCUGAAUACCAUUCCCUGUUUAUUAACUGUGGAGGAACUAGAGUGACGGCUGAUGGGCAUGAUUUUGAAGAGGACUUAACUACAGAAGGCAAAUCAAAUUUCUUUUCUGUUUCAGAAAAAUGGGCUUAUAGCAGUACAGGAGUUUUUUUGGGUGAUGAAAAUGCUGACUAUUUAGCUACAAAUAAGUUCGGCCUGAAUGUGAGUGGUCCACGCUAUUAUCAAAAUGCCCGACUUUCCCCUCUCUCCCUAAAAUAUUAUGGCCUUUGCCUGCGAAGCGGAAGCUACAAUGUGAAGCUCCACUUUGCUGAAAUUAUGUACUCUAAUGAUCAAACUUUUAGCAGCCUGGGAAAGCGUAUAUUUGAUAUAUCAAUUCAAGGAAAACUAGUGAAGAAGGAUUUCAAUAUUAUGGAGGCAGCUGGGGGAGUUGGUAAGAACUUCACAGUGGAAGAUAAAAAUGUUCUUGUCAAUGGCAGUACUCUUGAGAUUCAUCUAUAUUGGGCUGGUAAAGGAACCACAGCUGUGCCAGACAGAGGAGUUUAUGGUCCCCUUAUUUCUGCUAUCACAGUUACACCAAACUUUAAAAUCAAUGAGGGAGGACUAUCAUCUGGAGCACUUGCCGGCAUCAUAAUAGCUUCAUGUGUAGUAGUUAUCAUAUUGGUCCUAGUAUUUCUUUGGGUGAAAGGUUACAUAUUUAAGAAGGAAAACCUAGAUAAUGAACUUUCUGGCAUAGAUUUACAAACGGGUCAUUUUACCUUGAAACAAAUUAAAGCUGCCACCAACAAUUUUGAUCCUAAAAGUAAAAUAGGCGAAGGUGGAUUUGGGCCUGUCUACAAGGGUGUAUUAUCAGAUGGUGCUUUGAUUGCCGUGAAGCAACUCUCCUCGAAAUCGAAGCAAGGGAGCCGUGAGUUUGUUACUGAGAUUGGCAUGAUAUCUGCAUUGCAACACCCAAACCUUGUUAAGCUCUAUGGCUGCUGCGUUGAGGGAAACCAAUUGUUGCUUGUAUAUGAAUAUAUGGAAAACAAUAGCCUUGCUCGUGCACUUUUCGGUCGAGAGGAACAGCGGCUACACCUUGACUGGCGAACAAGGAAGAAGAUAUGCUUGGAGAUAGCUAGGGGAUUAGCUUACCUUCAUGAAGAAUCAAGGUUGAAAAUUGUUCAUAGAGACAUCAAGGCCACAAAUGUGCUGCUCGAUAAAGAUCUUAACGCUAAGAUUUCUGAUUUUGGUUUGGCUAAGCUUGAUGAAGAGGAAAACACCCACAUCAGUACACGAAUUGCUGGAACCAUUGGUUAUAUGGCCCCUGAGUAUGCAAUGAGAGGAUACUUGACCGACAAGGCAGAUGUUUACAGCUUUGGAAUAGUUGCCUUAGAGAUAGUUAGCGGGAAAAGUAACACAAAUUACCGGCCGAAAGAAGAGUUUGUUUAUCUUCUUGAUUGGGCCUAUGUAUUGGAAGAGCAAGGUAACCUUCUAGAACUAGUAGAUCCAGACCUUGGUUCAAAUUACUCAUCAGAGGAAGCAAUGAGGAUGCUGAACGUAGCUCUCUUAUGCACCAACCCAUCUCCAACUCUCAGACCAGCCAUGUCUUCUGUGGUGAGUAUGCUUGAAGGUAAGAUUGCAGUCCAAGCACCGAUCAUCAAGCGCACUUCUUCCGGCCAAGAUCCAAGGUUUAGAGCCUUCGAGAAGCUCUCACACGACAGUCGAUCACAGAUUUCAAGCUCAACCGCAUCUGAUGCUGAGCCUCAAAAAAGUAUGUUAAUGGAUGGGCCAUGUCCUGAUUCUUCAGUGUCUAUUGAUACCAAUGGCAAUAAUCACUACCAUUCUGCAUCGCGUGAUCCCGUUGAGAAUCAUCGUCGUGUGGAUAAUUUGAAGGAGUCACCUAAUUAAUUCUACCAAACAAUUGUUAUUUACUUAUCUUUUGCAGGCUAUGUGUUAAUUGAAGUGAUUUAUGAUUCUUUGUACAAAGGUAAGGAAAUACUCUCUGGAAUUGGUUCUUUUUGGCAGCACACUUGUGUGCAUUCUGCAGCGUACCAUGUUGAACUUUAGCCGUGUCCUGGUAGAACAAUUGUACUAUAAACAAUUUAAAUUAUAUUGGAAAAUUUGAUCAUUCUAAAA